Messenger RNA from Salpingoeca rosetta, 5369 nucleotides. RefSeq lists its product as uncharacterized. The transcript is spliced from 5 exons. The coding region runs from base 123 to 5369 and encodes 1748 amino acids. Lineage: Eukaryota; Choanoflagellata; Craspedida; Salpingoecidae. The record is from RefSeq and is a predicted model, not a curated record.
ACACACACACACACACACACACACACCCAUACGCAUACGCAUACAAACACAUACUCACACACUUCUGUGUCUCCAUAUCUGUGCGUCCAUCAAGGCCAUCUGCUUGUCCCACUCGUCUCGAGAUGCGAUCACAAGGCGCCCCUGCAGUGGGCGUUCUUGCAGUCCUAUGGCCAGUGCUGUUAACGCUGCUCAUCUCCUGCUGUAGCGGGCCGUCAAGCAGCUUGGUAGCAGCAACUCCAGACUGCACCCGUACCGACUUUGAUCUCGUGCUCGUCUUGGACGAGAGUGGCAGCGUGGGGAUGGAAGAUUGGCAGCACACGCUCACCUUCGCUUCACACUUUGUUCGUGCCCUCGAUACCGAAACAAACAGCAUCCAAGUGGCUGCGGUGACGUUCAGCACCGAUCCUGUGCUGCAGUUCUCCCUCAACACAUACUCCACAGAGGAGCACAUCACAAAUGCGCUCACAAGCCUGCCAUAUGCAGGCAAGUCCACGGACACGGGCGCAGCACUCGAGCUGGUGCUCUCCGGCGUGCUCGACAACCCAGCGGGCGGGUACCGUGGUGGGCGGGCUGUGGUCGUGGUCAUGACCGACGGACACACGCAAGAUCCUGAGCGGCUGCAGCUGGCUGCGCCACUUCUCAAGGCGCGCGCCGACGUGUUUGCUGUCGGCGUUGGUGACAACAUCAACGUGCCAGAGCUGUUCCUCAUCGCAUCAGCGCCAACAGAAUCGCACGUGCGGUGGAGCUCGGAUUUCACCGUUGUCAACGCCAACGAGUUUGUGCAGGACAUUGUCACCGCCGUACGCUGCGAAGACAAUGAGGACACCACAACCACCAGCACAACCACCACAAGGUCAGCACGCACAACAACAGGAACAGCGGUGGGGCCGACAACAACAGCCCCAUCCACAUCCACCACACAUGUGUGCGAGUUUCGGCAAUGUCGCUGUCGCCCAGGGUCCUUCAUCGCCUGGUACGUGGACGAGUUUGGCUGCACCGUGUGCGCAUGCAGACAUGAGCCAGGCACCACGACCACCACUCGUCAGCUUACAACCCGCACACAGUCCACGGCAACAACAAGGCCGUCAACCACAGCACGGACCCUACCUCCGAGCACAAGCACCACCUCCAGCGGCGCAUGCCCAGAAGUGCGCACGUGUUUGUGCAAACCAGAUGCCCGCGCCAUGUACGACGAGGACGAGCGUGGAUGCGUGCAAUGCCACUGCGUGCCCAACACUAUCACAACAACGCGUGCAACAACAACGCGUGCAACAACAACCACAACUCGCCCUCCAACUGCCACAACCACUGCUGCCACAACCACUGCUCCACACGCCUUCCGCUGUCGGGACACGGCGUUUGAUGUUGUGUUUGCCCUCGACGCGUCUCGGGCAGUGUCUUCUGCAGACUGGUCGUACACUCUUGAACAUUUGCGCACAACCAUGCGCGCGUUCGACUUUGGCGAGGGUGCAACGCGUGUUGCUGCCGUGUCGUUCGGAGACCGCACACGCGUCGGCUUCACAUUGGAGCACGUUGCCUCGCCUGCUGACAUCGACAGCGCCAUCGCUCGCCUCGCGUACAUCGGCUCUGCGACAGACACUGGUCUUGCGCUGGAAGUGGUGCACAGCUCUGUGCUCGAGCUGGUUGGCGGUCGCGUUACGCGGCCAACAAUGGUUGUUCUCGUCACAGCGGCUCCCGCCUCCGACGAAGCCCGUCUCCUGAGUGCAGCGGGCGCCCUCAUGCGUUCAGGCGUGCUUGUAUCGUCCAUUGGCAUUGGCGCCGGCGUGGACGCAGCGCAGCUCACGUCCAUCAGCACGCCCGAUAAUGGCGAUUCCGGCGUGCAGCGACUUAGGGCGUACUCGCAGCUGCCGUCAGACACGUUUGUGCUGGAUCGCCUCGAGCGCACACUCUGUGACAAUGUUCAUUCCACAACGAGGAGCACCACAACGACAACGACAACCACAGCAAGCACUACCACGAGCACCACGACGACCACGACCACAGCAAGCACUACCACGACGACCACGACAGCAACAGAGACGACGACGACGACGACAAGCGCGAGCACAACAAGCUCGUCAUCUGGGUUGUGUGGGCCGUAUGAGCCGACUCGCGACCACACGGCUUCUGCGGGCCCCAAGCUGUAUUGCUGCCCGUCCGAGUACAGCACACCAGAGACGUCAUCCUCAUCCUCAUCAUCACCAACAACCACAACCACAGCAAGCACUACCACGAGCACCACGACGACCACGACCACAGCAAGCACUACCACGACGACCACGACAGCAACAGAGACGACGACGACGACGACAAGCGCGAGCACAACAAGCUCGUCAUCUGGGUUGUGUGGGCCGUAUGAGCCGACUCGCGACCACACGGGUGCGUUGAUCUUCUGUGAUCGCUCUGGGCAUGCGUGUCCGCUCAACAGCUUCUGCGGGCCCAAGCUGUAUUGCUGCCCCUCCGAGUACAGCACACCAGAGACGUCAUCCUCAUCCUCAUCAUCACCAACAACCACAACCACAGCAAGCACAACCACGAGCACCACGACGACCACGACCACAGCAAGCACUACCACGACGACCACGACAGCAACAGAGACGACGAUGACGACGACAAGCGCGAGCACAACAAGCUCGUCAUCUGGGUUGUGUGGGCCGUAUGAGCCGACUCGCGACCACACGGGUGCGUUGAUCUUCUGUGAUCGCUCUGGGCACGCGUGUCCGCUCAACAGCUUCUGCGGGCCCAAGCUGUAUUGCUGCCCCUCCGAGUACAGCACACCAGAGACGUCAUCCUCAUCCUCAUCAUCACCAACAACCACAACCACAGCAAGCACUACCACGAGCACCACGACGACCACGACCACAGCAAGCACUACCACGACGACCACGACAGCAACAGAGACGACGACGACGACGACAAGCGCGAGCACAACAAGCUCGUCAUCUGGGUUGUGUGGGCCGUAUGAGCCGACUCGCGACCACACGGGUGCGUUGAUCUUCUGUGAUCGCUCUGGGCACGCGUGUCCGCUCAACAGCUUCUGCGGGCCCAAGCUGUAUUGCUGCCCCUCCGAGUACAGCACACCCGAGACGUCAUCCUCGUCAUCACCAACAACCACACCACAACCACAGCAAGCACAACCACGAGCACCACGACGACACGACGACCACGACGACCAAAACUCUACUGCUGUCCAUCCGAGUACAGCACCACUACAACAAGCACUACUUCUACUACAAGCGCUACAACAACAACAACAACAACAACAACAACAACAACAACAACAACAACAACAACAACAACAACAACAACAACAACAACAACAACAACAACAACAACAACAACAACAACAACAACAACAACAACAACAACAACAACAACAGCAACAACAACAACAACAGCAACAACAACAACAACCACAGCAAGCACUACCACGAGCACCACGACGACCACGACCACAGCAAGCACUACCACGACGACCACGACUGCAACAGAGACAACAACAACAACAACAACAACAACAACAACAACAACAACAACAACAACAACAACAACAACAACAACAACAACAACAACAACAACAACAACAACAACAACAACAACAACAACAACAACAACAACAACGACGACGACGACGACGACACUUGGAGAGGAUUGGCAGCAUUCCAGCAUCAGACUUUACACGCGCAAAGGCGUUUGUGGCCCAGGCAACGCUUCUCACUGCACAGAAGCACAGCGGCACUCGCGUUGCGUCGGUGGCAUUCGGCACCGACCCGGACGUUGCCUUUGGUUUAACUUCCGUUGCCUCCGGUGGAGCAAGCGUGUUUUCCCUGAUUGCGGGCAUGCCUUACCUUGGCACCCGCACCAACACCGCCCGUGCGCUGGACACUGUCGCCAAUUCUCUGUUGGACACCGAUAACACCACGGGAACGGUACUGCAGCCCACGCUUGUUGUCGUCGUUUCUGAUGGCAAGGCGCAGGACACGGCCACUCUGCCGAACGCCACGCGCGCGCUCAAGGCAACGGGCGCUGUUGUCGUCGCCAUUGGUGUUGGAGAUGUCGACGAGACAGAGCUGCAGCUCAUCGCCACCGCCGACCGCCUCGUGUACGCACUGCAGACAUUCACAGACUUGCUUGACGGCGACCUGCUGUACCGUUUGAUCUUGGACGCUGAGGCGACGAUGGCUCCGGCUCCAGGUGCCCCCGCAGGCCUGCGCACAUCUCCUGCACCGUCCCCUGUUGGCAGCAGCAGCGACGGCAGCAGACAUGAUCCCACAGGUGUCGGUGCAGAGCCGCAGCCGUACCACGAACGACGAAGGAGACAGGGGCCCCCGCUGGCAGAGAGCGCUGGCGUUGUUGUCAGCGCAUCGAGCCGCCUUGUUGUUGCGCAGGUGCCAGUGCCUGCCGGUGGCGAUGAUGGCGAUUCCAUCCUUGUUGCCGCUGCACCUACUGCUCGCUUCGCUGCCGACCCAAGCUCCCUUGGUGGCGAUACCGGACCACGUGCAACGGAUGCUGCUGCUGUUGCGGAAACAGCAGUGGCGGAGUCAGUCGCUGGCACACGCGGCGGUGGUGCUGUGAGCGCGGUGGCGUUUGUGAGCGUUCAGAUUGCACAGGAAGAGUUGUCCUCGCAGCCAAACGUUGCUGACGUGCCAUUGAGCCGCAUUCGCCUCUCCAACUGCCGGCAACUUGCAGUGGCAGCAGCUGAGCCCCACGGGCAUGCGUCUGACCGGAAACACGUUCUUCUCACCAUCUGGCUUUCAGAGAACACCCUGCUUCCCGUGCACGCGCAGAGCGGUGUGGUAUCGCUGCGGACAACUGGGCCGCUUUUGUUUCGAGUGCAGGACACAACGCACCCGCUUGCGGAUGAGAGUGCGACGGUGUCUCCGGCAUCCACCGUGUUUGCUGUGCACGCGCACGUGUCGGUGCCGUUUGCUGAUCUUGGGGAAGAGCCAGUGGAGGGGGGCGCUGGCGUGGCUAUGGGCAACAUGCUUGAGCUGCAUCUUCAGCGCGACAGCAUGCUCUUGGCCUCACUGCAGAGCCAGGGGGACAAGCACAUCACUGUCCUGCUUCCACGUGAUCACGACGCUGGGGAUGCACUUGAUGACGAGCACGACCAAACGGACCGCUCGCCACCACCCUCCUCCAGGUCCCGUGCGCGCCGCUCAAGUGCUGGGCGCGGGCGUGUCAACAACACCGCAACGACCCAGCGCCGCACACGCGCGUUCACUCUUAUCGCUGUCAUCUCCGGAGUCGCUGCGUGCCUGGUUCUCGCCAUGGUGACUGCUAUUGCUCGGAAGCGCUCACCAGACGCAUCCGGCACAGCCGAUUGGACCCUGCCCUCCACCGGCCGCUCCUAUUCGCUGGCCUCCUGA